AUGGAUACUCGCGUCUUGCCUUGGGUAAAAUAUGAUAUUUGUCGAGUUUCAAUGGUAGCUGAUGAUCGUCCGCGAAAUUUACAAAAUAUUUUUUAUGAUACGCAAUGGGCAUCUUUGGCAAAAUUUAAAUUAAAUAUUGGGCUAGAUGGCAAUCGUGGUGGAAAAGAAUCAGCUAUGGUUCAACGAGCAAGCAGUCGACAGAUGAACGAUAACAAUGCUGAAGAAUUGCCACCAAUUCAACGGCAGCGACCAAGAAUUGCAUUCGACGAUGAUGAAGGUGAUCAUAUUUUCUCGUUCUACACAUCUUCGCAUAACUCAACGUCAUCAUCAUCAACAGAACAAAAGGGAACACCUCACGAACUGGCCGACGUUGAUCGCCAUCGGCGACCUUCCGAGGCUAUAAAUCAACACAGUAUACAUCCAAAUGUUCGCAACAGAACAGAGUCAAGCAGUGUAGAGCCUCAUAUGGGGAGUUCAACCUUCAUACAAGCAUUCGAUAUGAUGCAAGAGAAUUUGCUUCGGUUUGUAUUUCACCCUAUUCCAAAAGAUAGUACCGGCUUCAUUCAAUGUCGACUUACACGUGAUAAACAUGAUGGUGGCAUCGGAAAAAGACUAUUCCCAACAUAUUCUUUACAAGCAGAAAGAGAAGGCGGCAAAAAGGUUCAUCUAUUAGCCGCUAGAAAACGUGGCACAGGUCC
Messenger RNA from Didymodactylos carnosus, 698 nucleotides. The record is from the annotation of a GenBank genome assembly. NCBI's taxonomy places the organism in Eukaryota, Metazoa, Rotifera, Eurotatoria, Philodinida, Philodinidae.